This is a messenger RNA of Bacillus rossius redtenbacheri, 5772 nucleotides long. RefSeq names its product transcription factor LBX1-like. Gene Ontology annotation, cellular component: nucleus. Bases 319 to 1335 code for a protein of 338 amino acids. Lineage: Eukaryota; Metazoa; Arthropoda; Insecta; Phasmatodea; Bacillidae. Gene Ontology annotation, molecular function: sequence-specific double-stranded DNA binding; DNA-binding transcription factor activity, RNA polymerase II-specific. The transcript is spliced from 2 exons. The record is from RefSeq and is a predicted model, not a curated record. Gene Ontology annotation, biological process: regulation of transcription by RNA polymerase II.
GACUGCCGCUGGCCCCGCCCCUCGCCCCCCCCCCCCCAAUUCGCGGCCGGAGCGGAGAGGGGUGGAGCCUGAGGGGGGAGGGGAACUCGCCCGUGUAAUUUAUCGGCGUUGACGAGGCAGUGCGUGACAGGCCCUGGCAGCAGCGACACGUCCCGGCCACCACGAGCAGUACAGCGAGCAGGGGGCGUGGCUUAGAGUCCUGGUCGAGCAACUGGCGAUGUCGGGCAAGUGUCGCGCCGAGCGGGCGGCCGGCAUGACGUAGCGCUGUUCGCGCCGCUGUUCUGCGCGCUGGGGCAUGCGAGGGGCGGCGCAGUCCCCAUGACGACAAGCCUGCCGCCGCUGUCGCUCUGCCGCCUGCCCAUGUGCAGCAACAACCAGCUGGACAGCCCGCACGGUUCCUCGGGGGCGGCGUCGUCGUGCGGCUCGCCGUUAACGCCCUCCCCGCCGCCGCCCGCCGCCCCCGACGAGGACGACAUCAUCAGCGUGGGCUGCCCGUCGCCCGCCGCCCCCGCGCGCGACGGCGACGACUCGGAGGACGACGGCGACGACUACUUCCGGCCGCUGAAGCGACUCAAGAUGAUGCGCAUCGCCGCGCCCGCCCCGCGCCCCGGCGGCGUCAAGUCCUUCUCCAUCCGCGACCUGCUGAGCCACCGGCCGCCGCCGCCGCCCCCGGCGCGCAUCGUGCGGCCCUGGGCGCUGUGCGACGCCGCGCCGCCCCCGCCGCCCCCGCAGCGGCGCGGCUGCUGCCGCCCCCGCAGCGCCGACGAGGCGCUCAGCUCGACCACGUGCAGCUCGGGGCGGUCGAGCGCCGCCUCCGACUGCUGCAGCCCCGACGCCACCCCCGCCGCCCCCGCCGCCCCCAGGAGGCGGGGCAAAGGGGCGGACGCGUCGCCGCUCGACGCGCUCUUCCAGAUGACCAGCAAGACCUUCGAGGAGCUGAGCGGCGAGGCGGCGUCAGACGGCCAGGGCAGCCACCUGAACCUGUUCAACAGCCGGCAGCAGGUGAAGAAGAAGCGCAAGUCGCGCACGGCCUUCACCAACCACCAGAUCUUCGAGCUGGAGAAGCGCUUCCUGUACCAGAAGUACCUGUCGCCGGCGGAUCGCGACGAGAUCGCCGGCCAGCUGGGGCUCAGCAACGCGCAGGUGAUCACGUGGUUCCAGAACCGGCGCGCCAAGCUCAAGAGGGACAUGGAGGAGCUGAAGAAGGACGUGGAGAACACCAAGAUCCUCACGGCGCACAAGUCCUUCCUGGAGAACGUGCAGGACCUCGGCAUCCUGAAGAAGAAGAGCGGCGGCGUCUCGGCAGCCGCGUGCGACGACAAGGCGGAGAAGUGAGGACCUUGCUUCGGGUGCGGCGCUAGGACCGUGAUCCAGACAGUGUGAUCCCGGGACGAUCUCUACCAGGCCCGCUCCAGACAGUGCAGUGCUCGGGCGUGAUCUCGGUACGAUCUCUAACAGGCCCUCUGCACACCAUCAGUCCAGACCUUCACGAGCCUUCCACACCCACGAUCAAUCCUGCUGUCGAUGUUGAAAUUUAAAUUUCACUUUAAGAUAUAAAAAAAUUGCAAAACAACAAAAAAAAAUUAAAUAAAGAUGUCUGCCAUGACACUCAUCUGAUGGACUGAUGGAAUGACAGUUCGGACUGAUCAGCCCACCUUCCUUGCACACACACACACACACAUGACAGUUACGAUUGUUCAGUUCCGACUGGUAGGUCCGGACUGUCAGUUUGGACUGGCGAGUCGCUGUUCCCAACACACGGCAGUUUGGACCGAGGGCUCUCUAGUCCACGGCUCUAGUCGAUGGGAAGCCAUCAGUUCGGACUGAUCAGCCCACCUUCCUUGCACACACACACACACACACAUGACAGUUACGAUUGUUCAGUUCCGACUGGUAGGUCCGGACUGUCAGUUUGGACUGAUCGUGUGUGGAGGCCACGAGACACUUGACCAGAUAUCCAUGUCGAGGACUAGCCCAGGAUCUUCGUCAGAGAGGACUUCAGCCACGGCGUUAGAACCGUGCUGGACAGUGCUGUGCCCAGGUGGAACCCCAGGACAAUCUCCAAGAGGACAUUAUCCCAUGAACAUAAGUGCAUGUAGUGCUACGACCCUAUUCUAAAGCUGCGUGUGAAUGCAGGACCACCAUAUAAGUAGUAAGUCCAGUAUCAGGAUUGCAAGGUACGAACCUAGGUUCAUCCUUUGGAAAAGUCUGUUAAAGUGAACUAAUUCAAGGCCAUCUUCUGUGAAAGUUAAGGUGAGGUGCCCGGUUGUUGGUCUAGGCUCUUGUUCCAGAGGCCAUCAGCCGCUAAACCAGGACCUUGUUUCUUAAAAGUGUUUGCACUUGGGUCACGCACUAAGUAAUGUCGUGUAAGGUAUUUACUUGAGUCUAGCCUGCGUGAAGAUGCAUUCAUUAACCGAAGAACAUUUUUCUAAAAUGUUAGAGCCCUGGUCAUUUGAAGUCGGACACGCAGCCAGGACCAGCAUCUGGGAAGACCCACACAUGCAAGGCGAGGUUUUAACCUAGGACCUCCCUCCUAACGUUCGUGCAAAGUUUUGCAGGCGAAGCACAUGUAUAUCCCAAAUCAACUUGGGAGAUAAUUACUUCCGGUUCUGUCGACUUGUCCGGGACUGUCUUCUGAGAGCUUUCAUACCAGCGCUUCGAGUGAAAAUAUAUAAGCGUUCGAACUGGUCUAUAAAUGAAUCAUUUUGAAUCAGAUCUGAGAGAUCUGCAGCCAAAUUUAACCGACUAAUAGUAGUUUUCACAUUUAUGUACAUAUAGUGAGAGGAUGCGUAGAAACAGUUCGUGACUCGCCAGACUGAUGUUUGAUCGCCCAAAUAAAUGUUUCGUAUGAUUGUGCAAACCAGAAUGAUAUUUCAUGACUAGUUUAACAAAAAUAUUGUUUGUGUUGGAAAAUAAUUAUAUCGUUACCUCUCCCGCUAUAGUAAGAACAAAAAAAAUGUAAGUUUUCUGGUGUAUUAAUUAUGUGUUCAGUAAACAUAAAACCAAGUAACAUUUAUUUUACAUCGGUUUGGUGCUAUGUUAAAACAGUUCAAAUUAAAUAUAUCUUUUUAUGAAUUUAUAAUUCACUCGUCUCAAAAGAUACAUGUGUCGUAGGUACCAUCUUCAAGAAAAUCCACAGAGGUGUUAUCUCCCUAAAAAAUAUGGAAAGCGAUAACGUUGUGAGUGAGAGAAAAGUGUUUACAGGCAAUCUUCAGGGUUUCAGCAGCUGUCAGCCUUGACUUGCCUCAUCAGAUGAUAGUUUUAUGUCAUAUGAUAAAAUGUAUAUUCUUCUCGUCCUAUGACUGAACCUCGUUUGUGAGAAAUUCAUGUCUUAUUUAAUACAAUUUAAAGAUCUCAAACAUAUUGAAACAAUCAAAAUGUAUGUGCAAGUGGUUAAAGGCACAUGCUAAGUAUUAAAAGUACAUAGACUAUAUAAUGUAUUUUCUAUUUUACACCGUGCCAUUAGAAUUUUACUUUCUUUUAUAUAUUUGGAGUACUUCUUUGUUUAAUAUUUGGUUAUCAAUUGCAAAAAAUGGUUUUGUUAUGGUUUCAUAUCUCUUUGUGUUUAUAUUAACUUAACUUUUAAAACAGUUCAAUUGGGGUGAGCUAGGUAGUUGCGGUAGUUAAUGGUUAUGUAGAAAAAUGUAUCCAGUUAUAACAAAUGAAUAGUACAUCAAUUAUUCAUUUAUCUUGCCCAAUGAUGUAAACGCCUUAGCAUUAUUUUUCCAUUGAGCUUUGAGUAAAUUAUAAAAUAAUUAUUUUCAUAGUGCUCAUCUAUUUAAAAUUUUAUUCUUGCGUUAGUUAUGUAAAGUAUCAUGUGUGGGACUGACCAGCCACUCAUAAGUUCUAACAAACGUUUUUUUAGUGACUCAAAAACUGUUUUUGACAAAAACAAACAUCAAAGUGUUACAAAUAAUUUAUUUUACUCUUACAAUAUGUAUGAAAACAUAUAUGACUUCAUUUAAAUAUGGGUGGACAUUAUCAUGAAAUAUGUUUUUGGGAAUAUUAUCAGCCGAUGACAACUAUUAAAGUGUCUCGAAAUUAUUUUAUGGAUGGGUUAUAUCUUUACAAUGAUGUUAAUUUAUCGGAGCAUAUUCAUAUUUCCGUUAUUUUUUGUUAUUUUCUGUUGUCGAACGUUGUAGGCUUACAGAAGUAAAAGUCUGCAGAUGUUUUAUUCUUUAUCUGUUUAGUAAUAAUAAUUAUUUCGUGGAACAUAAAUGUAUGAUCAUAAUUUACUUAAAUUUACUUAUUAAUUAAUGUCUUAUUUAUAUUACGACAGUAUAUUUUACAGUUUCGCAGUUGUUUUUAAUAUUAUAUAUUGUCAGUUGUUUCUGGUUUGUAUCAGGAACGGGCCUUACAAAAAAAAAUCAUUAAGUAGAUUCCAGUUCGGGUGUUAUCUCUCCAAAGUCAAGCAACAAUUGUUUUCACAACUAGAGUAUUUUGGCAUUAAAUAUAAAUUAAAAUGAAAAAAAAGCGUUAAUAGUUGAAAAAUAUCAAUAAUUGUCUUACGAAAAUUAAUUAGUUCAUUUCAAAUGGCUCACUUGACAUAAAAUAUCUGAAUAUUUACUAAAAUUUAAUUUAAUUCUGUUUUAAAAAAUAAAUUAUAGACUUUCCUUUUAAAAUGAUCCCAAGGAGAUUAAUAUCAGCUUAAAAAUUGCUUGCAUAAAGAUACACUUACAUAUUUGAAAAUUAGUUCCUAAUCACUGAUAAGUUAAAUGAUAAAAAUACUUCAGAAUGUUCCUAAUAUAUUUUGAUUUUCUAUAACUGAAUCAAAACAUAUUUUGUUAGUUUUCGUGUGAAAUAUAUACUACGGUCAAAAAUUUCUUGACGCUAGUCUCUGAGAAAAGCUUCUUUAACACUUUUUUUAAAUUUAUAUACACUUCGGAUAAUGAAAGAAAGAUAUAAAGAGAGAACGAUAUAUGUAAAUUAUGUGUGGUUUAACAUAAAAUAUUAAUUAAUCUGAGCAUUUAAACACUAAGUGUAGUAUAUUGUGUACUAAAACUAUACUCCGUGAGCAUAGAUUUACAAAUUUGUAAGUACAAUUAACUCAGCUAGUACAUAACGAAGAUGCAUGUUUUCUAUAUCAAAGUGCUCAUUGAAAUAUUUAUGUAUUUUUUGUAGCUUUGCGUACUUACGACAUAUUCAUUCUUAAAAAUUUCAGAUAACUGAUUCAUCAGUGGUGCCAAAAUGCUCAAUUCAAUCAUCACUGUUUCAAAAAUUGUAGAGAAUAUUUUAAGAAUUAUAUUUGGAACGAUAUGUGAAAAAAGUUGCAUUCAAGAAAUAUUUGACUGUUUCUUCAAACUAUUUUGUAUGUUACAAGCUGGAAACUAUCAUUUUACGUACAAAAAUAAAUGACGUGACAAAGAAAAAGGAAAGAUCGAUGAUAAUGUAUUCUAUUAAGAAUCACUUUACCAGUGUUCCCAAACGUUAUCAGAGUUUCAGUUCAGAUGUAGUGGACUUGUAAAUAGAGAAAAAGGUAUUUAAUCGAAAUGUUAAUAUUUAAAAAUCGGUGUAAUUUAUUCCAAAAUCAGCUUGCCUGUGUGUAUAAAAACAUUUUCCAUGUAUAUGUUCAUUAAUUUCUUUCAAAGUGUAAUAUAGUUGACAUGUUGUUAUGUUGUAGCGCAAAUAAACUGACUCCAGUGAAUGUUGUAUAGGCUCUAUUUGCAAAAUAUGUGUCUGUCAUUUAUACUUCAUUUAUUUGUGCUGUAUAUAUUUAUAAAAUGAUAUUAAGUGUUAUGGAUGUUAGAAUAAAUACAGUGUUGAGUUUAAACA